Messenger RNA from Dujonia railenensis, 843 nucleotides. The record is from the annotation of a GenBank genome assembly. NCBI's taxonomy places the organism in Eukaryota, Fungi, Ascomycota, Pichiomycetes, Serinales, Debaryomycetaceae.
AUGAUGAAGGAAUAUAAAUUAGUCGUUGUUGGUGGUGGUGGUGUUGGUAAAUCUGCAUUAACAAUUCAAUUGGUCCAGUCGCACUUUGUUGAUGAGUACGACCCAACUAUUGAAGACUCUUACCGUAAACCAUGUACCAUUGACGAUGAACAAGUCUUGUUGGAUGUCUUGGAUACUGCUGGUCAAGAAGAAUAUUCAGCAAUGAGAGAACAAUAUAUGAGAACCGGUGAAGGGUUUUUAUUGGUUUACUCAAUUAAUUCCAAGAACUCCUUGGAAGAAUUGCAAUCGUUCUACGAACAAAUUCAAAGAGUCAAGGACUCAGACAUCGUCCCAGUCUUGGUUGUUGGUAACAAGUGCGAUUUAGAAACUGAAAGACAAGUUAGUUUCGAAGAAGGUGCUGCCUUAGCCAAAUCAUUCCAUGCUCCAUUCUUGGAAACUUCAGCAAAGCAAAGAAUUAAUGUUGAAGAAGCUUUCUACGGGUUAGUUAGAGGAAUUAGAGAUGCUGAUAAGAUUGAAGAGAAGGCCGCAAAUGGCAAUGCUAACGGUUCAGUGGCUGCUGCUGCUCCUGCUGCUCCUGCUGCUGCCGUUCCAGCUGCUAGCACUGGUGCCACAUCUUCCAUUGACGCUAAUGCUUCUGAAUCUAAGCAAGCUGACGUGAUACAAGAUGAUGCUGAUAAGUCCUCAAAACCUGCCUCUGCUCCAGCUGCUCAAAGCAAUGCUCCUUCCUCAGCUCCAAAUACCGCCUCCACUCCAGUUACAAAGAGACCUGCUACUACCACUACAAAGCCUUCUUCCGGUGCUGGUGCCGAAAAGGAAAAAGCUGGAUGUUGUGUAAUUGUUUAA